CGAACUGGUAGCCACCGCUAUUUUCAAACACCAAACAAUCAAACAACAUGGCGGUGUCACAGGCAGUGGUUGUGUUUGCGCUCUGUAUAUUAUUGAAUGGCGGAAAUGCUCAGAAAUCUCCAACAAUAUCAUAUAUAUCUCAAACUCAAAUAAAGGAUGUCGGCGGUGUGGUCGAGCUGGCCUGUUCAGUACAAUACACCACAGAUUAUCCAGUUGUUUGGAUGAAACAAGACAGCAGUCUACCUAUUUCUUCAGGCAGUAGUUUAAUUCUUCACGAUUCAAGAUUCGCCUUAAAAUACGACAGGUCCAGUUCCACCUACACCCUCCAAAUCAAAGACAUGCAAGAGACCGACGCGGGAACUUACGCAUGUUCAAUCAUCAUAUCGACCAGUAGUCGGGUGACUGCCACGGUGGACGUUCAAGUGAGACGACCUCCAUUUAUCUCCGACAACUCCACAAGAUCCGUCGUAGUCUCUGAGGGGCAACCGGUCGAAAUGGAAUGCUACGCAGGCGGGUACCCGACUCCGAGAAUAUCUUGGAGAAGGGAGAAUAAUGCCAUUUUGCCAACUGGAGGGUCUAUUUAUAGGGGCAACAGGUUGAAGAUCAGGAGUAUCAGAAAGGAGGAUAGAGGGACUUAUUAUUGUGUGGCCGAGAAUGGUGUUGGCAAAGAGGCCAGAAGAAAUAUUGCAGUGGAAGUUGAAUUUGCUCCAGUAGUCACAGUUCCUAAGCCGAGAUUAGCGCAGGCUUUGCAAUACGAUAUGGACUUAGAAUGCCAAGUAGAGGCGUAUCCUCCCCCGGCAAUCACAUGGAAAAAAGACGAUUUUGUCUUAUCCAACAAUCAACAUUAUAAAAUUUCACAUUUUUCCACAGCAGACCAGCUUACCGCCACCACUCUGAGGGUGAUAACUACUGAAAAGAAACAGUAUGGAGAAUAUGUAUGCGAGGCGGGUAACAAAUUUGGCACUUCCGUCGGGAGAGUCGUGUUAAUUGAAUCCGUAAUACCCGUGUGUCCGCCGGCCUGCGAUUCGGGCCGAUACGGAGCGUCUUCCACCCUCUCCACCAGCACCGCCGCCUUGUUUAUUUCCCUCUUCAUUUGUAUAUACCGAAAUGUCUACGCCCAACGUUAACUACCCGGGACUCAUAUGGAUAAAUCAUGGUAGUAAAUUGCGCGCACCUCACUUUAUUUUACUUGCGCUAACUGUCGGUUAUUUAGGUUGCCCUUGGGUUACUUAGGUGACCGUUUUAAAUUCUUGAAAUUGAGUCUCUUUAAUUUAUCUUUAAAAGAAUACAUUUUUUAUUUUUAUGAGUUUGGUUAGUCAUAAUUAAACAGGGAGCAGCUUUAGGGUGAAUUUUAAUCACUGGUUGUGUUUAUAGGCUAUUUAUUAAGGGCACAAUAAUAAAAUUAUAUGGCGAGGAGCUCUUAUAGAGACUAAUAAUUUCUAAAUAAUUUAUUGUUGUACUCGUGUAAUUGCAUACAUUUAAAAAUGUAGCAAAAAUGAUAUUACAAAUAAUCUCUCAGUGUCUUAAGUUAUUUUAUAUGUAACUUAUUCUAGGCUAGGUUGUGACGUACCAAUAUUAUAAAGGUUUAUUAAUAUAAGCACAAUCAACGAAUUCGAAAAGGUUUGUACUUAUCCAAAUAAAUCUAAUACGCUCUCGCAAUUAGAUCAGGCAUUAUUGGAUAUAUAAGCCUUUAAAAAUUCAUUUUUGUACAAAAAAAAACGCAAAUAUGUGUAGUAAAAAUAGGGCCUAAUAUGUUUAUUUAACGAUUCUUUCAACUUGCUUAUAGAUUUUCAUAUUUUGUGACUGAUAGAUGUACUUUAAUGGUUGUUGUUGUAUACAUAUAUGCCUUUUUUCGAUUUUAUUUUCUCACUAAAUGGUAUACUUAACAUUCCCACCAAGACUGAAAGAGGCAUCUUUUUGAAAUCAAACUUAGUUCUUAGGCUCAAAUACUCAACGAGAUUUUAAGCGCCCGGAUUGCAUUUUAAAACUUUUUUGUGAUCUUGUAUUAUAUUUGUGUAUUAUUUUUUCUUAGAUAUUUUUUAAUUCGUCCAUUUUAGUUGUAAUUAUAUUUUUUAUCAGUAAUAAAUAUGUACAAAAUA
Messenger RNA from Anthonomus grandis grandis, 2099 nucleotides. RefSeq names its product lachesin (gene Lac). The record is from RefSeq and is a predicted model, not a curated record. The transcript is spliced from 7 exons. The coding region runs from base 48 to 1127 and encodes 359 amino acids. Gene Ontology annotation, cellular component: neuron projection. Lineage: Eukaryota; Metazoa; Arthropoda; Insecta; Coleoptera; Curculionidae.